Molecule: messenger RNA, 483 nt
Organism: Exophiala xenobiotica
Lineage: Eukaryota; Fungi; Ascomycota; Eurotiomycetes; Chaetothyriales; Herpotrichiellaceae
Exons: 2
Coding region: 1-483 (160 amino acids)
Source: RefSeq, a predicted model, not a curated record
AUGCGCUGGCAAGAUGCCGCUCGACAGGCCCAAGGCCAAGUGCAUGCUGCUAUUACGAGUGAAUGGAAGCUGCCAAAGCCGCAGGCGGAAUAUCUGAUGCAGGAUAUCGGCUCAGUUCCUCGCAGUUGCGGCAUCUUGACGGAGGAGCAGCUCACCAUCACGGAACAGUUCAGCCACAAGACUCGUAAAGAGACUGGUCGCGGGAGAAAUCUCGUCUGUACAGGUGGUCGAGGCCUUCUGUGUGCGAGCUGCAAUAGCACACCAACUGCUUUCUUCCCCGAUGAAGGCCUCCAAAGAGCCAAGGAGCUGGACGAUCAUUUGCGCCGAACUGACAAGCCGGUUGGCCCGCUUCAUGGAUUGCCGAUUGCUCUCAAGGUCGGCGACAUCCCCCCAAAAGGUCCAUGCUUAGUUCUGUGGACCGCCAGCGCCCAUUUCCUUCCAGCAAGCCCGUCGCUGACUCGACGGCCCGAUGGCUUUCUGUAG